Messenger RNA from Pipra filicauda (Wire-tailed manakin), 1795 nucleotides. RefSeq names its product putative calcium-activated potassium channel subunit beta. The coding region runs from base 129 to 731 and encodes 200 amino acids. The transcript is spliced from 4 exons. Gene Ontology annotation, biological process: potassium ion transport; detection of calcium ion. Lineage: Eukaryota; Metazoa; Chordata; Aves; Passeriformes; Pipridae. The record is from RefSeq and is a predicted model, not a curated record. Gene Ontology annotation, cellular component: voltage-gated potassium channel complex; membrane. Gene Ontology annotation, molecular function: calcium-activated potassium channel activity; potassium channel regulator activity.
AUCCCUUUCAGCUCUGAGCUCUACUACUAUCUCAAGUCUGUCAUGUAACAGAAGAUUUUUUUUUUUAUCAUCAGCAAAAGCAGCAUUUCAUCAAAAACUAGGUUGUUCAAGUUUCACAACUCUAGAUCAUGUUGGGAAAGAAGUUGGUGACUGCUCAGAAGAGAGGGGAGACAAGAGCCCUGUGCCUGGGACUGGGAAUGGUUGCAUGCUCCAUGAUGAUGUACUUUUUUAUUGGGAUCACCAUCGUGCCUUUCUACACUAAGAGUGUUUGGACAACAGAAACUGUGUGCAAGGUACUCAAGGCCAACAUCGAGGACAAAGUUCUCUGCCCAGACAGCGAAGGCUCAGAGGAUGAGGACAUCUUUUCUUAUCCCUGUCUACAGGUGUGGGUUAAUCUGACAGCCUCGGGACAGGAGGUUAUGCUGUACCAGACUGAAGAUACACUGGAAAGAAAUCCUAAGUGCUCGUACGUCCCAGACAAGUCGGAGAACUCUAAAGAAGUUAAAGCACGAAUAGAAACAAUUGCAAGCAAUUUCAAAAAAUACCACACUUUCCCAUGUUACUAUGAUCCAGGAGGAACACAGACCAAUGUUAUUUUAAGCAGACUUUAUCCCCCCAAAGGUCUCCUCUUUGCUUUCCUCUGGCCUACACUCAUGUUUACUGGUGGAUGUCUGAUUAUUGUUCUGGUAAAAAUUAGUCAGUAUGUUUCUGUUCUUUCUGCUUGGCAGUAGAAAAUAAAUUUCUAGCACAGAUUGUUGCAAAAUAUUAAAAUGCUUUUGUUCUGCCUGUUACUGGCAUUCUGUGACUCUUAAUAUACCAGGUGUCCAUCCAAGGGCAGGCAUUUCAAAGAACUGAAUGGCACCCACUAUGGAUGGCAAUCCAUUACCCAAGGAGAAAAUAUGAUUCCCGGGAAUGUCUGAAAAUACCUCAUAAGCACACGGACCAAGUUACUGUCUAUUGUUUCCCUGGGCUUUAUGAGGUACAGCUGCUUUGCAAAGCUACAAUUCAAGUUUACUACUAAACUCUUGUUCCACAUUUUAGAUGUGGUGCUAGUUUUCUGACUGAUUGAGGUUAGUAUGUGCCAGAUCCAUAUACAUCAUCACUGGCAAACACAUCCUUUAUACACUUGUACACCAACACAUUAAGUACUCAUGGUAUAUUCUUCUUGUCUGUUGAGAAAGGCAGCUUUUUUAUGGUGCAAAAAGAUGUUUGUUUUCAUGGCUUUCUUUCUGCUUUUGGGAAAGGGGAGGGAGAAAACCACUCAAAAUAUACACACACAGACUGUACAAAACUUGCCCUCUAAUCAUCUAGCACCAGCUGUAUAUAAAGAAAUGCAUAAAGUACAGGGUACAGGAAAGAAGCUUAAACUAGAAGUUCUUGUAUUUAACUCAAAUUUUAGUCUUGCUUUAUUUGAAACAAGUGCACCACUCAAGGAAGGUUACCUGCCUGCUAUUUGCAUAGAUUAUAAAAACUGUUAAGGAGAGGAAGCUAAGACAUAAAGAAUAUUAUUAUGAAGUAGGGUCCUGGUUCUGGCCAGGACAGGGUUAAUUUUUUCAGUAGCCAGGAGGAGGCAUGGCUAGGACCCUGAUGUUAUGCUAUACCACCUCAUGUCAUUUUCCAGGGAUGGGGAAGGGCUCUCUUCUGGGUCGGCAGUGUGGGUAGAGGGAGCAGUUGGGUAUUGUUGGGAGCGAGAACUCAUGUAAAUCAUUCAUUUCUUGAACACUCUUCUAUUAGCAUUGUUGCUGUUACUAUUGCUGUGUUCAUUGUCUUAUUUCAUUGCUGUUUCCAGUAAAUU